Molecule: messenger RNA, 1312 nt
Organism: Babjeviella inositovora NRRL Y-12698
Lineage: Eukaryota; Fungi; Ascomycota; Pichiomycetes; Serinales
Gene: SIT4
Product: type 2A-related serine/threonine-protein phosphatase
Exons: 1
Coding region: 44-967 (307 amino acids)
Biological process (GO): peptidyl-serine dephosphorylation; G1/S transition of mitotic cell cycle
Cellular component (GO): cytoplasm
Molecular function (GO): protein serine/threonine phosphatase activity
Source: RefSeq, a predicted model, not a curated record
AAAAAAGCCAUUUCCCUCGCAUAUCUAACCAGUCUGUCAUAAUAUGGUUGAAAGAGGUCCUGACCAGUGGUUGGAGCAGAUCAAAAAGUGCAAAGCGCUAUCCGAGUCCGACAUGAAGGAGUUGUGCGAGAAGGUAAAGGAGUUGUUGAUGGAGGAGUCCAAUAUCCAGCCGGUGCAGUCACCCGUGACAGUGUGCGGGGACAUUCACGGCCAGUUCCACGACCUUUUGGAAUUGUUCAGGGUCAGCGGUGGGCUCCCUGACAGUAUCAACUACAUAUUCCUCGGCGACUAUGUCGACAGAGGCUACUUUUCGUUGGAGACAUUCACACUCUUGAUGGUGUUAAAGGUAAAGUACCCAAACCGCAUCACCUUGGUCCGAGGCAACCAUGAGUCCCGACAGAUCACCCAAGUGUAUGGCUUCUACGAGGAGUGCUUGACAAAGCAUGGUUCCACCACCGUCUGGAAGUACUGCUGUCAGGUGUUUGACUUCCUCACCUUGGCGGCCAUCAUCGACGGUAAGAUUCUCUGCGUGCACGGAGGCUUGUCUCCGGAAAUCCGAAUGUUGGACCAGAUCCGUGUCUUGUCGCGCGCGCAGGAGGUGCCCCACGAGGGUGGCUUCUGCGACUUGGUGUGGUCCGACCCAGACAACGUGGACACGUGGGCCGUAUCGCCGCGUGGGGCCGGGUGGCUCUUUGGCGCAAAGGUUUCACGCGAGUUCAACCACAUCAACAACUUGCAGUUGAUCGCGAGAGCGCACCAGUUGGUCAUGGAAGGUUUCCGGUACCACUUCAAGGAAAAGGACGUGGUCACGGUAUGGUCCGCGCCCAACUACUGCUAUCGCUGCGGGAACGUCGCCAGUGUCAUGAAGGUGGGCGAGGACUUGAAGCCCGACUUUAAGAUCUUCACCGCCGUGCAAGAUGAUAUCACCAGAAACCAAACCAAAACCCGAAGCGAAUACUUCUUGUAAGUUUCUAGCCGCCUCUCUGGCGCGUCCACCUACCACUCGCUGCAGCCCCCUAUCCGUCUAGAACCCUUCUCUAAUGCCUUUCUUUUAUUCUCUAUGAUGUUACGUUUUAAGCCGGUUGCUUAUGAAAGCAUGCAUUGUGUAUAUUUAAUUUAAUGUUUACUUCCUAGAGAGCAAUAGGGGGUAUAGUAUGAAUUGGUACGUCCCACAUCUGGCGAUCGGCAGAGUGCUUUGCGUAGACUGUUAUCGGACAUUGUUGAACGAAUGGGAUCACGGGAUGCUAGCGGUAUUUUCGUGUUGAUCCACUUUGUCUCCUACUCGAUAAGAUUUUUGCUAUAUCCGUAAAAC